AUGGAAUUUCCAACUAAACCGGAAGCUGAUAAUGUUAAAGUUUCAAAUUCAACAACAUUUUCCGCUUAUACCAAUACUUUAAGUCCCAUGUCACCUAGAAAAACGGGGAGUAUUAAACGAAAACAUUCACAGAGUCAAAAGACUACUAUUAGCAAUUAUCCAAAUGUAGGAGAGUUACUUUGGGACAAUGGGAAAAUGUAUAGUGAUGUUAGGUUAUCGUUCGAAGAUCGAGAAGGUUUGGCCGUUCGUGCAGGAAUACCUUCGGAGCUUCGAUUGCAUUCUAUAGUCUUGUUUCAAUCACAAUUCUUUAAAGAACAACUUUCACAAACGUCGUCAAACAUCUCAUCGUUACCAAAAUCUAACAUGAGAAAAGAAAAACAGAUCAUUGUUAAAUUGCCAUAUCGAGUUAACGAGGAAGAUAUGGUUAAUUUUUAUUGUACUUUAAAAUUAAUGUAUACAAAAAAAUGGGACUCAGAAUUAGCAAAUAAUCUAGCAAAAGGAGUCGGAUGUUUGUCUGUUUGCUGGGAAAUUGGAUUUCACGAAGGAAUCGAAGCUUGUUGGAAAUGGUUGGUACGAAAAUGUAAUCGAGAUAGAAAUAAGGAAAUGAUGAAAAAAUUAAUAGAUGCAUAUCCGAGAUUACAUGAAAAAUUUACUCACCAAGUUGAUCUUGUAAAUAAUUCACUGACGGAAUUAUUUUCGGAUACUUCAUUACAAAGAGCUCCAAGUUUAACAAAGAGUUCUAGUAAAAAAGCACCUACUUUACCACGACGAUCAACGCGACGCGAAAAUCGUCCAAAAGCUACACGUCGAAUAGCGAAAACUGGUGAAUCCGAACAGACAUUAUUAGCGCCCUUGUUAAAAUCAGAUAGUGAUACAUCAACUUCGACAUCUACCAACUCAUCAAUAUCUCUAAAAGUUUCUUCAAUAUCCUUAAAAGAUUGCUAUU
Messenger RNA from Racocetra persica, 946 nucleotides. NCBI's taxonomy places the organism in Eukaryota, Fungi, Glomeromycota, Glomeromycetes, Diversisporales, Gigasporaceae. The record is from the annotation of a GenBank genome assembly.